Messenger RNA from Erinaceus europaeus (western European hedgehog), 1749 nucleotides. It is a transcript of the gene CLU, whose product is annotated as clusterin. The transcript has 9 exons. The record is from RefSeq and is a predicted model, not a curated record. NCBI's taxonomy places the organism in Eukaryota, Metazoa, Chordata, Mammalia, Eulipotyphla, Erinaceidae. Bases 187 to 1530 code for a protein of 447 amino acids.
CAGCAUUCUUUGGGCGUGACUCAUGCAGGUUUGCAGCCAGCCCCAAAGGGGGUGUAGACCAGGCGGUGCGCUAUAAAUCCCGGCGCCUUACGGUGCUCUGCAAGCGGCGACGCCAGCAGCAGCUCACGGGUAUCGGGGCCGCAGACCGAAUCAGCUGGGACUGUCAGGAUUGGGAAAGGAAGCAAGAUGAAGACUCUACUGCUGGUGGUGGGGCUGCUGCUCACCUGUGAGCAUGGGCAAGUCCUGGGAGACAAGGAAGUGUCUGACAAGGAGCUCGAAGAAAUGUCCACCCAAGGGAGUAAGUACAUCAAUAAGGAAAUUAAAAAUGCCCUCAAGGGGGUGAAACAGAUCAAGACCCUCAUAGAGAAAACAAACGAAGAGCGUAAAUCACUUCUCGGUGACUUGGAGGUAGCCAAGAAGAAGAAGGAGGAUGCACUGAAUGAUACCAAGGAUUCUGAAAUGAAGCUGAAGGAGUCCCAGGGGGUGUGUAAUGACAGCAUGAUGGCACUCUGGGAGGAGUGCAAACCCUGCCUGAAACAGACUUGCAUGAAGUUCUAUGCCCGUGUCUGCAGAAGUGGCUCAGGGCUGGUGGGCCACCAGCUGGAGGAGUUUCUUAACCAGAGCUCCCCCUUCUAUUUCUGGAUGAACGGGGACCGCAUCGACUCCCUGCUGGAGAACGACAGACAGCAGGCCCAUGCAUUGGAUGCCAUGCAAGACAGCUUUGACCGCGCCUCCAGCAUCAUGGAUGAGCUCUUCCAGGACCGGUUCUUCUCCCGGGAGCCUCAGGACCCCUACUACUACUCACCCUUUAGCUCAUCCCGCAGGGGGUCUCUCUUCUUCAGCCCCAAGUCCCGCAUCGUCCGGAGCCUGCUGCCUUUCCACGCCUAUGAUCCCUUCCACUUCAGAGACAUGUUCCGGCCUUUAUUUGACAUGAUCCACCAGGCCCAGCAGGCCAUGGAUGCCCACCUGCACAGCACCCCCUAUCAGUUCCCCCUGGGGGAGCUCCCAGAAGGAGACAAUAACCGAGCUGUGUGCAAGGAGAUCCGCCACAACUCCACAGGCUGCCUGAGGAUGAAGGACCAGUGUGACAAGUGCCAGGAGAUCCUGUCUGUGGAUUGUUCGGCCAAUAACCCCUCCCAGCUCCAGCUGCGAGAGGAGCUCAACAAUUCCCUCCAGAUGGCUGAGAGCUUCUCCAAAAUGUACGAUGAGCUGCUGCAGAUCUACCAGCAGAAGAUGCUCAACACCUCUGCGCUGCUGAAGCAGCUGAACGAGCAGUUCAGCUGGGUGUCCCAGCUGGCCAAUGUCACUCAAAAUGAGGACCAGUACUUUCUGCAGGUCACAAAGGUGAUGUCCCAUGAUUCUGACUCUGACGUUCCCACUGGCUUCACUAAGGUGGUUGUGAAGCUAUUUGAUUCCCCACCCAUCUCUGUGACAGUCCCGGAGGAAGUCUCUAGGAACAACCCUAAGUUCAUGGAGACUGUGGCAGAGAAAGCUCUGCAUGAAUACAGGCACAAGAAAUGGGAGAAGUGAGGUCUGAAAGUAGGAGCAUCUGAAUCCAGUGUUCCCCCACCACCCCCAGAUGAGCCACAGGCACCUAGAGAGAAUUCUUCAUGUCCUUCAGUGACUAGGCCAUGGCCUAGAGCCCUGCUCCCACCUCCUCCGGGAUCUUCCCUCUAACACCGCAUUUGCUGCUCACUGGAAGAAUCUCCCUGCAUGCCACUAACUCAAUAAAACUGCCUUGUCAUCAGA